Messenger RNA from Cryptosporidium ubiquitum, 3093 nucleotides. RefSeq names its product type I fatty acid synthase. The coding region runs from base 1 to 3093 and encodes 1030 amino acids. Gene Ontology annotation, molecular function: phosphopantetheine binding. The record is from RefSeq and is a predicted model, not a curated record. Lineage: Eukaryota; Apicomplexa; Conoidasida; Eucoccidiorida; Cryptosporidiidae. The transcript has a single exon.
AUGGCAGCAAAUCUUAAGCAACACUUGGAAAAAGUCGGUAUGUACGGUAUAUCCAAUGAGUUGGGAAUUCGUGUAUUAAAUGAUAUCCUAUGUUUUGUCUCAAAAAGUACUUCUGUUGUUGGUUGCCAAUCAUUAAAAUGGGACACAUUCAUGCGUCGUUAUAAUACAAUACCCACAUUUUUAAGUGAAGUCGAUUAUAGUUCGCAAGGAAGAUCGCAGGGCCACGUUGAUAUUAGCAAGUUGUCCGAUGAGGAAUUAGUUGUGGUAAUUGCUCAAAUUGCUCAGCAGUGUGCAAGUUCGCCAACAUUACCAAGUCCAGAUACAGUUUUGUUGGAUUUAGGAUUAGACUCAUUGGGAGCAGUUGAAUUUAGGAAUUCGGUACUUGACAUGACCGGGGUUAAAUUACCUCAGACACUUGUUUUUGAAAACCCCACAAUAUAUGCGAUUUCCAUGUAUGUAAGGGAUCAAAAAUUAGGAAAUUCGUCAACAUUUGAUUCUACAAAGAGUUAUUCACAAACUUCGAGCGAACAAACCAAGAUGACAAUUGAACAGUGGCUUUUAUCUUCACUAAAGCAAUCAGAAAGAUAUAUUUUAUAUGUUGAAACCUUUGAAAAAAGAUAUCAAACAAUCAAUAAUUUAAUUGCUGAGACUGAUAUUAUUAGUGCAUUAGAGGACUUGGGAGUUGAAAAUAAUGAAGAUUAUGAUCUAUUAUAUGUCUCUUGGAACGAAUUAAUUUCUUCAGAAGAGGAAAAUAAUAAAAAACAAAAUGAGAACAAUGGUAAAGAAAUUGAUCAAAAAUCGACUUUUGACCCAAUUGUGGAUGUAGAGGAAAUCAGAAGUUCGAUGAAAUUAAACUUGGAUGGAGUAUUAACAACUACUGAUCCCUCCGAAUUCAAAACUGCAUUUUUGACAGGCGUUACAGGAUUUGUUGGCAGAAUAUUGCUUGUGAAACUAAUUGAGGAGUUUAAGAAUAUGCAGAUUGUUUGCCUUGUAAGAGCAAGUAAUCCCGAGAAAGGUUUAGAAAGAAUAAUUAAUGUUUGUGAAGAGGCGGAGAUAUGGGAUUCAUCCUAUGCUUCUAGGAUUAUUGUAGAAUGUGGAAAUUUUGAGGAGGAGUAUUUGGGGCUUUCAGAGGAAAGGUAUUAUGAAUUAUGUAAGGAAAUUGACGUAGUUUACCACAUAGGAGGUGAUGUGAACCUAUUAAGCAAUUACAAAAGGCUAAGAAAAACAAAUACUCUUUCACUAGUUGGAAUAAUUAAUUUCUGUACAACCAUCAAGCUUAAACAUUUGCACUUCUCCUCAACACUUGGUCAGUUCCCAGCAUUCUUUGCAAUGUUCACUAGGGAGUUUGAGAGUGCAGUAGUUAAGGAAACAGAAGGACCAUCUACUAGAGAAAUGAGUAGGCUAUUCCCUCCCACAAGACAAGGUUAUCCUUGGAGUAAAUGGGCAGCUGAGCAAAUUUUAGAAGCUGCCCAUCAGCAAGGCCUUCCUCUUUCGAUUUACAGACUACCAAAUACAUACGUUGCCUCAGAUACAGGGUAUACAAACAAAACCGAUUAUGCGACGGCUCUAUUGAUCGCUUCAAUUCUUGAGGGAAUAUUCCCUAUUGGUUCUUCUACCGCACCAUUAACACCAGUUAAUACAAUUUGUGAAAUAAUAAUAUCUGCAUCUAAAAAGAAGGAGAGAAAACAUUGGAGAUAUAAUUUAUUAGAUACAAGGAUUUUAGGAAAAAAACAUAUCGAAACUCUGGCUUCUCAACUUGGAUUAGAAAAUUAUAAAGGUGUUGCAAUUGAUGAAUUCUUUACUGCAAUAAAAAAGAGGGGGCCAGAAAGCCCCAUCUUUAAGUUUGUACCUUUAAUGCAAUAUUGGAGGCACUAUUGGUUUGAUAACACUGAAAGAACUCAACCCUUCCCGGUUGAUACAUCAAAUGUGUUUGAAGACAUGCCUGAAAUUUCAUGGCCACCACUAGAUAUUACUUUCCAAAAUUCGUUUUUAUAUUGCGUAAAAAGAGAGUACUUCCCACCAAACUCUUGUUCGGUCUCUUUAGCUCCUCAUAAAUGUUUCAGCGAUGCUUUGAACGAAAUUAAAGCAGAAUUAAACACAAGAAAUGCUCAGUUCAACCAGAAUAGAUAUGAACUUAUUUGCAGAAAGAUGAAAAGUAACGCAGAGACGAUUUGUGAUUUAUUGGAAAAAGUUCCAAUUAAAUUCUAUGCCAAAUAUUCUUAUUACGUAUUUUUGAAACAAUCUGUAAUAAACCAAUACAUGGUCGAAGAGUCCUUAAAUUCUUCAAUGAUAGAAAAAUUUAAGAUAAUGAACUGUUAUUUUAUUACAGGAACAACUUUUGAGGAAAUACUGGAAAUGAGAAAAAUUCUGAGGAAAUCGUUAAAUAAUUACAAUGAAUUAAAAUUUGCAGAUAUUGCUUGUCCUUAUCUCCCAAUAAAGAAUUCAAGAAGAUUAAUUUUAGAACAAGUAAAAAUUGCAACAUCAGUUUUACCUUUAUCAAGAUUUGAGAUGAUAGAUUCAGAAGAAAUAUUAACAGAUGAUUCAAUUUUGUUAGAAAUGUUUAUGUUUGCUCCAUUUAGUCUGCCAUUAUUAUCCGGUAAAGAAGGCUUCGAAGGAUAUAAAAAUAAAAUAAUAAGUAGUUCCGAGAAAAUAAUUGAAGCAUAUUCAUCUUUUAAAAAUUAUGUUACUCGAACAUUAAUAAAGAAUAAUUACAACAAUAAGUACCCAAUAAUUUUCAGUUCGCCUUUCCAUUUGGGUUUUGUAAAAGAAAUUCUACAGAUAUUUGAAAACUCCAAAAUCAUUGUUAUUACUAAUAAAAAACCACACCACUCAACCAUAAAGAACAAGUCGUCAAUUUUAAAAAUUUUAAGAUCAAAAUAUAUUAACGUGGAUACGAGCGGAGACGAUAAUUCUGAGACAUCAGAUCUAACCGAUAUCCUUGAGGAAAUGAAAAGUAGAUUUAUUAUCAGUGAACCCAGCAUUGAUAAAAAUAGACUAAUUCAUCUCAAAGAUUUUGGAGAAAUAAGCCAAAAUGAAAAGACAAACGUACAGUUACAAGAUUUUUGUUGCAACAGUAUAGAAAAUAGCUUUUAA